AGGGCAGCUGCCCGUUUGCCCCUUGACUCCUCUGUGUCUGGGCUCUGGGGCUUGUGUCCUGGCCUGAGCUCUGAGCACUGGGACAGAAUGUCAAAUGGAUGUUUGCAGGAUGUGAGUUGCUGACACUCUCCCACCAAACACAAGUCCCUGAGUUCCUGGAAGAGCACCCCCACCUCUCCCCUCCUCUCAGCUCCCUUACCUGCAAAACACAUCAGAUACAUAACAGUGGCUUUAAAAACAAACUAUGGUUGGCUAUCCUCAUGGAAUAAUCUCCUGUCACUCCCUCAAAACCUGGGGGGAGGGGACCAUAAUGGCCCAGGGACAUUUCCUGGGGUGAAGCAGCCCUGAGGGAAGGGCAGGCGGGCCUCCAUGGUGCAUCCAGGUCCACUGCAGCCACUUCUGCUUGAGGCAAACCGAGAAGUUUACCAGCAGUCCAGCUGCAGGGCUCUCAGACUGUGGGAACUUGACCUACAUUUCUUCAUCUGUGAAACGGAGCCUGCACUCCUAGAGCUGAGUGAGAUUCAACAGGAAAGGUGUGGACGGUGCGAGCACAGCACCUGCCACAUGCUCUGCCCCCGUCUACAGAGGCUCUUUACUCAGGAACCAAACGGAGACAGGGCCAGCGCUCCAUUGCAGACUUCCCUGAGUCGCCAGGACACUGGUUUUCUGAUAAAAGUCUUCCAUUUGGAGAGAAAAAAAAAUCUGUUGUUGGGUGGAGAUAAGCCAAGGUAGAAAAGGGCAGCGUGCUCUCAGCCCUUCCCACGAACUUCUGCAUCCACCUUAUGGCAGUACCACCAAGGCUGGGCCUCCUCAUGUGGGUCAUUGGGACUAAAGGCACUAGUUCUGUCCCUGCCAGCAGGGCUAAGUCUAGAGGGAUCUGAUCAAAAGGGAUGGGGGGAAGGUCAUGGACAGAGUGGCUAAGGGGUGGCCUUAGGCCCCUCUUCUAGGUACCAUGGGAGCAGAAUAGGAAACUGUGGCCUCUACAGGUGAGGUCACAGAGGCCUUCUCAGAGGAGGUGAUGCCCGAUUUGGGCUUUGCAGAAAGCAUUUCUCCCGGUUGGAUGCAGCAGGUGUCCCUGGCAGAAGAACCUAGAAGUGUGAGUGAAUCCUAGAAGCCACCUGGAUGUGGCGCUCAGCAGCAGAGUGUGACCAGUAUGCACUGAGCAGCUGGGCUGUCCCAGGAUUGUACCUCAUGCUGGUGGCAAGAAGGUGAACGAGGCAGGCAGGCUGAGUAUAUCUAGGCACAGAGGGUGUGUGUGGUCAUUGCAGAGAUGCACAGCUGGCGGCUGCAUCUGCACAGCUGAGAACGUCUGGAUCUUGUUCACACUCAGCCAGAGGAAAACCCCUGGGCUGACCUGGCUCCUGGAGUCCUGCAGCUUUGGGGCAGAAAAGGGGCAGGGAGCCCGCCAGCUCUCCUCUUCCAUCUACUUAAAGGAGGGCCUGCUUUUGUGACUUCUCUCCCAUCCACAUGACGGUGCCUCCAGCCUUCGCCACCAGACACACUCCCUAAAAACGAGGUGAUGGUUACUCUUCUUGAGGGAGAGCUGUGAACAUCGCAGAGGAAGGUGCAGAAAGAAAGAUUCUAGGCUUGGAGCUUGGUGAGGGUAUUUAGGGGAAGCUCUAAGGAAAUGGGGCUGCUCUAGAUUGGGAGCUGCAGAGAAUGGGAGGCAGCACUACCAACGGGCUCUCAGUACCUCAUCUAUGGAGAGGGGAGAGCAGAGCGAGGCUGAAGGUGUGAUUGGUAAGAAGGAGCAGUCCUGCUUUUCAGCCAGGCGAGGGGGCGUGGUGUUGGGGGGCGCAGUGAUGGGUGUUUGCUGUCUCCUUCGCUCCUGCUCUCAGGGUGACCCUGUGUGAGGCUGGAGUUCUGUGAGAGCCUUUACAUCCAACGGGAGAAGAGCAGCACCCUGUUGUGACACCAGGCCAGCCUCCAGAUGUCAGGGGUUCUUUCUUUCUCAAUCCUUUAUAAACAUUCGUGUGAAUAAACAGAAAGGAACAUACCCAUAGACUUCAAGACUCCUCUUAUUAUUAAAUUCAAUUAACAACAAAAUAUUUCCCAUUUCAUUUACUCUUCAUUGCACCAUAGAAACAAAAGAAAGAUACCAGCUCAGGUGUGUCCAACUCUUUGCAGCCUCAUGGACUAUAGCCCUCCCAGCUCCUCUGUCCAUGAGAUUUCCCAGGCAAGAUACUGGAGUGGACAAGCAUUUCUUUCUCCAGGGGAUCCUCCCUGCCCAGGCAUCGAUCCCAUGUCUCUUUCAUCUUGCGUCUCCUGCAUAACCACUAGCAUUGUUUUUAACCUUUGUCUCUCUCUUUUUGGCCACACUUUUCUAAAGUUCUCUCCUUUGAAUAUUAUUAUGAACUCAUGGCCUUUCACAGACUCAGCCUGUCUCAAUGAAACAUUCAUAGCAAUCAUUCUCUUUUAUUGUUAUUAGUAUAUGUGGGUGCUCCCUUAUGACCACUUCUCUGAUCAUCUUCAAGAGCAUCCUUGUCUUUGCAGGAGCCCAGAUGCCAGUCUCUGGAAUUCACCUCCCCUGCAAGGGUCUUCCUUCCUUUGAGUGGAUGGAAGCCCAUGGCUGCACAUGUGGGUGGGCAAGAUGCUGCCAGACACAGCACAGUUCACUCUCAUUAUUCUGGUUUAACCCUGUUUUCAUGCCUCCUUUUCUAGAGAACUACGUUUCAUCAACAUGACAUGUCUCCUAACUGACAGUUGUCACAGCAGGAGGCACACAUUUCUUGUUGGCAUUUAAUUCAGCUUCUUCCAUCAUCUUUAAGGUGGUGGCACUAGAAACCACCCCAUUCCUGUGGGUUACUGACUGCUAUAAAGUGACUUCUGCUGUUUUAGAGUUAAAACAAUCCAGUCCUAAAAGUGCAUAUGGUUAGAACACAUCAAUUUGUACAGAGCAUUCUGCUCAUUCCUUGCCAAGGAAAACCUUCUUCUUUAGAUAGUUAAUCAAUGUCUUUAAAUGAUAUUAUUACAUUGGGAGCUGCAAUAGUGUGAGAAUGUGUGCCCAGGAGACAGGAACCUGGACUUGGAGUCUGGCUCUAGCACUAGCUGUGUGCUUUGAGUUAAUUGCUUCACCUCUCCGAGCUUCAGUUUCCCUUCUUAUAGGAUCAUUGUGAGAACUAAAAGGAAGUGAAUUCAUACCAAGCAAUUGGGAAGGUGCCUGGUGUAAAGUGGAAAGUCAUCAACCACAAUAGCUAAUAAGUGGAGAGCAGGACUCUGACUUGGCUUGGAAGGAGCUAUAGGAGGGUGAGGUCACACCUCCUUCCAGCCUGACGCAGACAAGAAGCUGAAGGGAGAUCCCUGAGACCCCCUGCUGCCACCAUGAGCUCAGAAAACUUCGGAUACUGCUCAGCAAGUGACUUAGUACGGUGGCCUGGAGAGCACACUCGGAGCAUGGACCACAGAUGGCAGUCCCCAAGGCCAGGCAGGCCUGGGAGAGGAGGUCCUCCAGCAUCAUUGGACUUCUCCUGCUCUCUCCCUUGGCCCAAGCCUCCUCCUGCUCCCAGACCCUGGGGCAUCACCACAGAAGCUGUUUCCUCUGGCUCUUCCCAGCCACCAUCCCAGCCGCUCUGCAAGGAUAUUGAGAUCUUUUUUGAGGAUGUUGUUGAGUGCCUCUGGGACAUACUGAGCAGAGAGACACUGCUACUCCUGCUGAAUGAAUUCCUGGAGAGAAUUAAGGCUGAGGCCAGUUUGUCCAGGGAAGAUGUGGAUGAACUACACAAUUAUCUGAAUGAAUUGAAAAGAGCCUUGGUUGAGGACGACAAAGAAAGACUCUCCAAAGAGCAGCUGGACAGGAGGAGGUUUCUGAAUAAGUUUCGUCGGGUGAAAUGGCAGCUGGAGGAGUGCAUAAGCAAGUUCCAUGAGCUCGCAGACAAGGUUGAGAAGGUCCAUAAGGGAUGUACCAUCUCCAACGUGUUGGUCCAUAGCACCGGUGCUGUGUCUGGUAUUCUGACCAUCGUUGGCCUGGCUCUGGCACCCGUGACAAUGGGGGCCAGUGUGGUGCUCUUGGCCACUGGGAUAGGGCUGGGAGCAGCAGCUACUGUGACCAGUGUGUCCACCAGUAUCAUCGAACAUGUGAAUAGGUCAUCAGCAGAAACCGAAGCCAGUCGCAUGAUGUCAACUUUCAUGAAGAAAUGGAAGGUUCUCCUAGAGGUACUCAAGAGCAUCCCCACAACAGAGAAAGUCACAAAAGCUGUACAGUGCAUUGAAAUACACAUCCAUGCCAUAGAGACAGGCCAAGCCAUUCCUGGCUCUGCAGCCAAUGCAAACAUAGGCGUGAAUGCUGGGAGAAUCUCAUACCCAGCCAUCAAGCAGAUAGAGACAGGUUUCAAAGCCACAGCUUUAACAAUUACCAAAGGAGCCCGGAUCGGGGGUUUGGCCACUGCAGGGGUCUUCCUUCUGGUGGAUGUGGGCUUUAUGGUGAAGGAGUCAAUGCACCUGCAUGAUGGUGCAAAGACAGAAGCAGCUGAAAGCCUGAGGCGGCAGGCAUGGGAGUUGGAGAGGAAGUUGGAGGAGCUCACCCAGAUCUAUGAGAGUCUGCAGGAGGACCUGAUUUAACCACCCCCAGAGCAGUGCUGGGUCCAGGAACAUGUGAGGGUCUAAAGUGCAGAGGUACUUUGUUAGAGGGAAAGAGAGGGAAACCACAUUAAUGAAGCUGGGUGUUAGGAAUUUGGCAUUUCUGUGGUUGAGCACAGCAGGGAAGGGAUGAAUGUAGGUGAUAGAUGAGGAGAGAGAAGGAAGAGGCCUGGAGCCUGGAUUAAGGGAGGAGGGGGGACCAGAGAAUGAGAGGCGGGGAGAAACCACUUUUUUUCAUACUAAGAACGUUUUAUUUUGUAUUGGAGUAUAGCCAAUUAUUAAACAAUUAACAAUGUUGUGAUAGUUUCAGGUGAACAGCAAAGGGACUCAGCCAUUCAUAUACACGUACGCAUUCUCCCCCAAACUCCCCUCCCGUCAGAAACCACUUACUUUGGACUAAAGGUGACACUGGAGGCAGAAUAAAGGGAGAGGCAGGCGAACUAGCAAUGAGAGGCCAGGUAUACGAACGGGUUGAAAAUGGGAGAAGGUCAGUUAGGAUUGUUGGGAUCCAGAAGUAGCAGGGGCUACUCUAUCGCCCUCCACAGGCUGUGAUGUCCCAGCAAGAAGAGACCCCUGGUGGUGGUCUCUAGACCUCUCCUCCAACAUCAACUCACCUUUGGCCCUAGUUAUAUGUCUUACUUCAGUUCAGUUCAGUUCAUUCGCUCAUUCGGUUCCAACUCUUUGCGACCCCAUGGAUUGCAGCACGCCAGGCCUCCCUAUCCAGCACCAACUCCCGGAGUUCACUCAGACU
Messenger RNA from Bubalus bubalis (water buffalo), 5326 nucleotides. RefSeq names its product apolipoprotein L3. Gene Ontology annotation, molecular function: lipid binding. Gene Ontology annotation, biological process: lipid transport; lipoprotein metabolic process. The record is from RefSeq and is a predicted model, not a curated record. NCBI's taxonomy places the organism in Eukaryota, Metazoa, Chordata, Mammalia, Artiodactyla, Bovidae. The transcript has 8 exons. Bases 3322 to 4557 code for a protein of 411 amino acids. Gene Ontology annotation, cellular component: membrane; extracellular region.